AUGAACACCCCAAUGCUCCCUUCCCCUUCCCUGUUCCUGGACGACCAAAUCUGUGUUGAGGACUCUGCAAUGGAGGAGGUGGAGGAGAAUCCUGACAACAACAAAAAUGAGGAUGACCAGCCUUCCAGUAAUGAGAACAAGGAUGAUCAGCUGUCCAGUAGUGAGAAUGAGGAUGACCUGCCAUCCAGUAGUGAGAAAGAGGAUGACCAGCUGCCUGGUAGCAAUGACAAUGACAAGGGUUCCAAUUACAAUGAGAAUGAGAAUGAUGACAAGGAGAUGGAGAGCUCGAGUGACUCUCAUGAUGAUGAUGAUGCAUGUGCUCACAAUGCUCAGACCAUUUCUUGUGCCCAGUCCCCACUUCCCCUGUCCUCACCACCUGCAUAUGAGUCUGAUGACUCUGCCCAUCCUAAGAAGGGCAAAGGUAGGGCUAUAGAUGCCAAGGACAUUGAUGCUGCAAACCACAGUGACCAUGACACCCAACUCCCAAACCUCAAGAAGCCAGGGAAUCUGUCCACAGCAGCAUUAGAUGAAAUAUGUGCUUUUUCUGCAUGUGACAUACUUGUUGCUGCAGGAUUUAGUGUUAAGGCUUCUCAUACCAAAAUUAAUGAGGCCAACCUCUUCCACUUGUGGUAUUGGACCAUGCAGCCCAAACCAGAUGGUGGUAUGGCUUUCCUCCCUCUCACAUCUACUGAGUACAACACCCUCAUGAUAGGCAUCCCCAAGGAUGACUUUGCAGCAAGGAGGGAAAAGUUAAAAUCUGUCUAUGAGUGGAGUGAGAGCUCCUCCACCAUACCAACUAAGCAAUCUGUCAAAUCUAUUGCAGCUAGAGUGGACAAUGCAAAGGCACAAUUUUCUGGAUUGGUGGAGGUGUGGUCCAAUCUCAAGGAUAUUGAGAUAGUUGGAGUGGUAAUGUAUAUUGGACAGGACCCUGCAGGACAUCAAACUUCUGGCAUAUUUGGAGGCUCCAAGACAAUAAGAAACUUGAUCAAUGAAAAUGGCAUUGAUGUCUGGUCACUCAUGGAUAAGUAUACCAUGAUUUUCAAGUGUCUCAGGAAUGGUGACAGUGCAGAUGCCAGGGUGGCUGGCACCAGUUCCAUUGGAGAUGUGGGUUCUGUGCUGGAACUAUGUUGCUGUACAAAGGAGACUCUGAGAGACUGCAACCACAGAGUAUCCAGAAGCAUGAUGAAGGAGAAGAUGUUGGCCACAUUGAGAGAUCUGCACAUCACACAUGGCAUUGAAGUUGGUGAUCCCCAGAAAGUUUCCUGGCACCAGCUUCUCAAGUUUUUGUGGAAGAGCCACCUCACUAUUGUCAACUGGCCCCAUGGUGUAUCUCCACCAAGCCCUGGUUUUGAGUACAAGAAACUUAAGGCUGGCCCUCUUCAUCAACUUGUAGUACCUUACCUUCAGAGAAAACUGGGUCUUUUGUAUGAUGGGCAAACCAAUGAUGAGGAAGAACAAGAUAGUCUGGAUGAUUUGGAUGCUGACCCUUUGAAGGGUGAGAUUGUGCUUGUCAAAGCUACCAAUGGUACUGUUUUGCAGCAGAUCUCAGAUGAUCCAGAGUGGCAGAAGUCCCUCAAGGAAACAGAUCACCAGCAGCAAGGCACAGAAGUCCUUUGA
Pisolithus orientalis is the source of this 1617-nucleotide messenger RNA. RefSeq lists its product as uncharacterized. The record is from RefSeq and is a predicted model, not a curated record. NCBI's taxonomy places the organism in Eukaryota, Fungi, Basidiomycota, Agaricomycetes, Boletales, Pisolithaceae. The transcript has 9 exons. Bases 1 to 1617 code for a protein of 538 amino acids.